Messenger RNA from Sphaerulina musiva SO2202, 462 nucleotides. RefSeq lists its product as uncharacterized. Gene Ontology annotation, cellular component: membrane. The record is from RefSeq and is a predicted model, not a curated record. Lineage: Eukaryota; Fungi; Ascomycota; Dothideomycetes; Mycosphaerellales; Mycosphaerellaceae. The coding region runs from base 1 to 462 and encodes 153 amino acids. The transcript has 4 exons.
AUGGCAGCCUCAGCUUUCGAUCUGACCCGCAACUAUUCGUUGUACACCAUCCCCGCCGCCUGGGUGCUGAGCAUUGCGCCGCACUUUUAUGCUGCAAGUCUCGGAAAGUUUGACAACAAGAGCCCUCGAGCGUACACGAAGGAGUCGCAUGCCGAUCAGAGUAUCGACAAAGCCACAAAAGAACGUAUCGUGCGUGCCGAGGGCGCUCAACAGAAUGGCUUUGAGAACAUCGGUCUCUUCGCUGCCGCGGUCGUUGCGGGGAACAUGGCCAGACUGGACAAUUGGACGCUGAAUGCUCUGACUGGUGGCUACCUCGCCAGCCGGGUCGCGUACAACUUGUUGUACAUUAAUAACACGACGGAUGCGCUUGCGAAUGCCCGCUCAGUGUCAUUCCUGACGGGCGUGGGACUGAUCUGGACGUUGUUUAUCAAGAGUGGCAACGUCCUGCGUGGUCAGUUGUAG